AUGCACCGAACCGGUUUGGUGCAGACGAGGAUCCCAGUAGCCACUGGAGCACAUGCAGGAGAGGACGUAGCCUGUUGUGCAUCAAGUAAAUGUGGUUAUAUCGUGUUCAUCGGGCAAAUUCACAGUUCAUCCGGGUUGUCCAUUAAGCACUAUCCGAGACGCGGCGCGGACGAGGCUAGGCCACGAGAAAUCACAUUUCUUAAUGGGAAUGACAUCAAACUAGCGGAUGUCAUGACAAGGCGGUGGAACAGGACUUAUGAAGUAUUUGACAGGCUUCUAAAACUGGACUCCUUCACCCGACCUGGCCUUACAGAAGGCGAAUUCCGUCAUUUUCUCACACGGUGCAACGGUUGUGAGCUUAUCAUGACAAGGCGAAUGUUCGAACUUCACAACUGUGUAGGAAGGGCGGAGACAGACACAGAGGUAAAAUUUAGAAAACGAUUUGAGCCCAAAAUGUAUGGUGCGUAUAUCACUGGAGGAAAAGGACAUAAACAAAGACUACCAAAACUAUCAUACUGGUGGUGUGCUGUCCACAAUGGUUCCGAACCUGACUCUCAAGAUAGUUCUACAUCUGAGUCAUGUAACACGCUUAACGCAUCACUAUCCACACUAUCAAAUGCCAUGCCUGCAAGGCCAGACACGCGCAACACACCGCGUGAAACACCAACCCCAGUGUCAGCUUUGCGAAGUUUUUGCGCAACGUUUCCGGACAAGUACGCAUUCUGCCCGACGCUCCGAGCGCUGAGCGCUGAUGAGGCGAACAGUGAGAUCGCUGUCGCGAGUGGUCUCCCAGAAUGGGGGAAGACAUAG
This is a messenger RNA of Suillus discolor, 810 nucleotides long. RefSeq lists its product as uncharacterized. The transcript has 11 exons. The record is from RefSeq and is a predicted model, not a curated record. Bases 1 to 810 code for a protein of 269 amino acids. NCBI's taxonomy places the organism in Eukaryota, Fungi, Basidiomycota, Agaricomycetes, Boletales, Suillaceae.